GUAAAGGUGGGGCCAGCUGGCUGCAAAACAUUCCGGUCCUGAUCAUUCUCUUUCAUUGGCCUACAGCCUCUUCAGAAGCGAUGAUACCACGAAGGUGUAUCUUAGGAGUUCCUGUCUGCGUAACAAUUUUCUUCCUCCAGGGUUCAAAGGCAGUGGCAGUGUCUCCACCAGAUGCCCCCAUGGGCUCAGGUCUGUGGCUGUGCCAGCCCGCCCCUCGGUGUGGGGAGCAGGUCUACAACCCCUUGCAGCACUGCUGUAGCGAUGACACCAUCCUGCCCCUGAACCGGACUCGCCAGUGUGGCCCCAACUGCACCUUCUGGCCCUGCCUGGAGCUCUGCUGUCCCGAGUCCUUUGGCCCCAAGAGGUUUGUUGUGAAGUUGAAGGUCCUGGGUACCCAGUCCCAGUGCCCUUCGUCGCCCAUCUCCAGGAUCUGCCCCAGGUAAAGGCGCCAACUGCUCGCGGCUGAGGGAAGGAAGCAGGGAUGAGGGACACAGAGGGUUCUAGGGGGAUCCCCUUCCUGUUAUUUUUAUCUCCAGCCAUUUCUGGAAACUUCCCACUCUUUUCCUUGUCUCUGUCUCAUAAUUUCCUAAUUUUUCUUUCUCUGCAGCUGAAGGAGCUAGGCGAGCUCCUUACAAAAAUGGAAUGUUUUGCAUUUGCCAGCACAGACCCGCACAUAUCACCAGCUUCCCGCCCUCCCCCCCCCACCCCCCCCACCCCCCCCCCCCCCGCCACAGCCCCCUGCAGGGUUGGCAGGAAAACAGAGAAGCCAACUGACCUGACCUGCAACCUGCCUGCUGGUCCCUGUGCUGCCCAUCUUUGAACGCUCAGAGACUCCCCCACGACCUUCAACUCCUUGUGCCUCAGUCCCUCACCUGUAAAAUAAGCAUGUUACCCACCUCCUUGAUGGACGUUUUGAGGAAGACGCGCAGGAUUUGAGUAUUAGGGUGAGCAGGAUGAGAUGGAAACUCUUGAAAAAUCUGCAUGUGUAUUUUGAAAUGGAGACAAAUAAAAAAUAUAAAUUAGCCAAA
Neofelis nebulosa (Clouded leopard) is the source of this 1028-nucleotide messenger RNA. RefSeq names its product insulin growth factor-like family member 3. The coding region runs from base 81 to 443 and encodes 120 amino acids. The transcript is spliced from 3 exons. Gene Ontology annotation, molecular function: signaling receptor binding. Lineage: Eukaryota; Metazoa; Chordata; Mammalia; Carnivora; Felidae. The record is from RefSeq and is a predicted model, not a curated record.